Molecule: messenger RNA, 5076 nt
Organism: Myripristis murdjan (pinecone soldierfish)
Lineage: Eukaryota; Metazoa; Chordata; Actinopteri; Holocentriformes; Holocentridae
Gene: vps39
Product: VPS39 subunit of HOPS complex
Exons: 24
Coding region: 545-3175 (876 amino acids)
Biological process (GO): vesicle-mediated transport; intracellular protein transport; autophagy
Cellular component (GO): cytoplasm; membrane
Molecular function (GO): protein binding
Source: RefSeq, a predicted model, not a curated record
UCACAUUCUCUCGCGCAGCCGUCGUCAACACAACUAGGAACUAGCACCAUGCUAACUAACGGAGCUAACUAAAACUCAACAGGAGCUCGGUAGGUAGAGGGGUCGCUCCCGCAGGCUUUGGGUCGAGCUCGGUGGGUGUUUUCGACAUUUUCUGGUCGUGUUUGCGGCGGCAUGGCUUGAGAAGGAACGAUGUCCAGAGGCGUUUGUCGCUCGCUAACUUCCGAGCUAGCUAGCCAUCAGCUGUUGUUUUGGUCUGAGAAUUGUAACGUUAGCUCGCCGCCAAGCCAAACUGCUUAGCGUUGCUUGCUAUCUUCACGAAAGAGACGCUACAUCGCCGUGAUUUUCACCAAAGAAGAAGUACUGUUUGCCUGCUGAAACAUUUAAUUACCCAGUGGAUGGCGACACUUGAAGGUGUGCCGUCCUGACAGUCAAAUCAGCAGUCAGUCAGUCAGCUGUUGUCUGGCAGGCAGGCAGGCAGGCAGGCAGGCAGACAACAACACAGUUUGGGAUUCAUCUGAAACGAAAGCAGCAAUAAUAUUUGGAAAUGCAUGACGCGUAUGAACCGGUGCCUAUUUUGGAAAAGCUCCCUCUCCAGAUCGACUGCCUUGCGGCCUGGGAGGACUGGCUGCUUGUCGGAACAAAGCCAGGGCAUCUCCUCCUCUACCGGAUAAAGAAAGAUGCAGGAACCAACAGAUUUGAGGUGACCCUGGAGAAAUCCAACAAGAACUUCUCAAAGAAGAUUCAGCAGCUUUAUGUGGUUUCACAGUACAAAAUUCUCGUCAGUCUUCUGGAAAACAACAUUCAUGUCCAUGACCUCCUGACCUUCCAGCAGAUCACUGUGGUCUCCAAAGCCAAAGGAGCCACACUCUUUGCCUGUGACCUGCAGCAAACAAGCUCAGGGGAGGAAAGGUUGAGAAUGUGUGUUGCAGUGAAGAAGAAACUCCAGCUGUAUUACUGGAAGGACAGAGAGUUCCACGAGUUACAGGGCGACUUUGGUGCUCCAGAUAUUCCAAAGUCCAUGGCUUGGUGUGAAAACUCCAUAUGUGUUGGUUUCAAGAGAGACUAUUACCUCAUCCGGAUGGAUGGUCGUGGCUCCAUCAAGGAGCUCUUCCCUACUGGAAAGCAGUUAGAGCCCCUGGUUGCCCCACUGGCUGAUGGGAAGGUGGCUGUUGGACAAGACGACCUAACAGUGGUGCUCAAUGAAGAGGGUGUCUGCACCCAGAAAUGUGCACUGAACUGGACAGACAUCCCCAUAGCCAUGGAGCACCAGCCUCCCUACAUCAUAGCCGUGCUCCCUCGCUACGUGGAGAUCCGGACGUUUGAGCCCAGGCUGCUGGUGCAGAGUGUGGAGCUGCAGAGACCUCGCUUCAUCAGCUCUGCAGGGCCAAAUAUUGUGUAUGUUGCCAGCAACCACUUUGUGUGGCGCCUGGUGCCCGUGUCGAUAGCCAGCCAGAUCCGGCAGCUUCUUCAGGACAAGCAGUUUGAGCUGGCUCUUCAGCUGGCGAAGAUGAAGGAUGAUUCGGACGGUGAUAAGAAGCAGCAAAUACAUCAUAUUCAGAACCUCUAUGCCUUCAAUCUGUUCUGCCAGAAGAGAUUUGAUGACUCCAUGCAGGUGUUUGCCAAACUCGGCACAGAUCCCACCCAUGUGAUUGGGCUGUACCCCGACCUGCUCCCCUCAGACUACCGCAAGCAGCUGCACUACCCGAACCCUCUGCCCACUCUGUCUGGGGCAGAGCUGGAGAAGGCCCAUCUUGCUCUUAUUGAUUACCUCACACAGAAACGUAGCCACCUUGUGAAGCAGCUGAAUGACUCCGACCCCUCUACCACAUCUCCCCUCAUGGAGGGGACGCCCACGAUUAAAAGCCGCAAGAAACUCCUGCAGAUCAUUGACACCACGCUGCUGAAAUGCUACCUGCAUACCAACGUGGCCCUGGUGUCCCCCCUCCUGCGUCUGGAAAACAACCACUGCCACAUCGAGGAGAGCGAAUACGUCCUGAAGAAGGCCCACAAGUACAGCGAGCUCAUUAUUCUCUAUGAGAAGAAAGGUCUGCACCAGAAAGCGCUCCAGGUGCUGCUGGAUCAGUCCACCAAGGCGAACUCUCCGCUGAAGGGCCACGAGCGAACAGUGCAGUACCUCCAGAGACUCGGAAUGGAGAAUUUGGGGAUAAUCUUUGAGUUCUCCCCCUGGGUGCUGAAGAUCUGCCCUGAGGAUGGUCUGAAGAUCUUUACCGAGGACCUGACAGAGGUGGAGACUUUGCCCAGAGACAAGGUGUUGAACUUCUUGAAGGAGGGUUUUAAAGAGUUGGCCAUCCCCUACCUGGAGCACAUCAUCUACGUCUGGGAUGAGACGGGUCCAGAGUUUCACAAUGUGCUGAUCCAGCUCUACUUGGAGAGGGUGCAGGGCCUCAUGAAGCAGUACCUCAACUCCCUGCCAGAGGGUGUGCCUGCUGUUGCUGCAGGUAAGGAGGAAGGUGACCUGGGAGAGUUCAGGGCCAAGCUCUUGACCUUCCUGGAGAUUUCUACCAGCUACGAACCAGAAAGACUCAUCAGUGACUUUCCCUUUGAUGGCCUGCUGGAGGAGCGGGCCCUGCUCCUGGGUCGGAUGGGUAAACACGAGCAGGCGCUCUUCAUCUACGUGCACAUCCUGAAAGACACUGGCAUGGCAGAGGAGUACUGCCACCGGCAUUAUGACAAACUGACCGAAGGAAAUAAAGAUGUUUACCUCUCCCUGCUGCGCAUGUACCUGUCUCCUCCAGACGUCCACUGCCUGGGGCCCAUCAAGAUGGAGCUGUCUGAGCCUCAGGCCAACCUGAAGGCCGCCCUGCAGGUCCUGGAGCUGCACCACAGCAAGCUCAACACCACCAAGGCCAUCAACCUGCUCCCGGCAAACACGCAGAUCCGAGAGAUCCGUGUUUUUCUGGAGAGCGUCUUGGAGGAGAAGGCACAGAGGAAACGCUUCGACCAGGUGCUGAAGAGCCUGCUGCAGGCCGAGUUCCUCAGGGUGCAGGAGGAGCGCAUCUUCCACCAGCAGGUGAAGUGUGUCAUCACGGAGGAAAAGACCUGCAGAGUCUGCAAGAAGAAAAUCGGAAACAGUGCUUUUGCCAGGUAUCCCAACGGAGUCGUGGUGCAUUACUUCUGCUGCAAAGACCGCACUGUGUGUCCCACUGAGCAGUAACAACCCCCCUCCUUUCUCUCUCUCUCUCUCUGUCCCUCUCUCUCUCUCUCACUCUCUCUCUCUGGCUAACACAAGCCACACCGACGAACAAACCCGCAGUGACUGUUCACUGGCAAUUUGAUAAUUUGACGUUCAGCCAUCCUUGAAGGAAAAAAAAAAAAAGCUGGAAGGUUGAAAGGUCACCGGUUAAAACCGAGCAGCGGAAUCGAACUCCAUGCGCAUUUGGUGGACGCCGUUAUCCAAAACGCCUAACAUUACCAUGAAAGCAUAGUUGUUGUGUUUUUUUUUUUUUUUUUUUUUUCUUCUUCUCCCCCCUGGCACUGUUUGUGUCAUGCUCCACCUGUCGAGCUAAACAGGACGUCCGACUACAAGCGAGGCUGUUGCUUUCUCCCUCUCUGUGCAUGAGGUAACAGGUGGAAUGUCCGGGGUCGGUCUUCAGGAGGGGAAACAUUACGGAGAGAGAGAAAGAGGGAGAGCGACUGACAUUUGAAAGCAUGUGUCACUGUAACGCUAGAAGGGAUUCACUCCCCUAACAGCCCGCUUCGGAAGAAAACGGACACUAUUGACAGCGCCGCUAAGAGGAAAAGGAACUAAACAACAAAGUCCAGUUCUCGCUCUCAGCAGCAGGGGACGACUACAAGCCCCGGCGGUGUUUUCUCUCCCCUCUCCCCGCCUCUCACCGUCUCCCUCACCUCCCGACGCCCUGUAGACCUCAAACACUGCUUCUUAAUAUGCCAUAGACUCUACAGAAGUAUUCUUAAAUGCCUUGUGUGACUCUUAAGAUUGUACUUACAGUAAAAUCGGCUGUCUGUUUGCUGUUAUGUAUGUACUUUUUUUUUUUUUUUUUUGUCAGCAUGUGUUGGUACAGAUUUAACGAAUUUACGUCGAAGCAAAGCCGCUUUCGUCUCAUGCUUUAUUUUCUAUGGUGUAUAUUAAUUUAAAUACUUGAGCAGGCCACUCGAAACAUAUGCACAGUCAUCUUUUUUUUUUUCUUAUUAACUGUUCUAACAUGUCUGCUUUUGAAUGAUUGUUGUCAUACGAUAUAACUAUUCUCAACUCAUUUUUGAAGUCUCAUCUUAGUCUCGUGUUGAUUUUGUUUUUAUUUUUUGUUUUGUUUUGUUUUUGUUUUUUUGGAAGCUUAAACUCAGUCUUUGACUCAUUAUCUCAUUUUAAAGGCAGAUCACAAAAGUACAGCACUUUAUAAAAGUGGAUGGAUGUCCUGUUUAUUUAUUGCUAAAUCAUGCGUCAGCUUGAUAAGAACUGGAUGAAAUGUGAUGGACUUUGAAGGUAUGACACGUGGAUGUGUGCGUUUUUUGGAAGGCAAUAUCGUAAUCCAGUGUGUCUGUCUACCGUCCAGCCGGGAGGUAAAAUUAAGAAGCAGGACUACCCAAGUUCACUGACAACAAUUACACGCAAUUAGAGUCCAUUUUUAGUAUUUAGUCGAAACUUUUAUUCAGGCUGAAUCAGAGUGAGUGGGGCUCUUGCUCAAGGACACUUUGAAUAAGCCACACAGCUCCAAUCUGUCUCUCUAACCACUGGUGGUUUGAAUAAUUUGUCAUAUUUAACUAAAAUAUCUGACCUUUAUAGACAAAUAUCUAACAAAGAGGGUGUCUUAAGUUACAAGCUGUAGCAUUUUUUUAACCUGGAGUCUCCUGCUUCUUAAAAUCCCCCCACAUCUUUCUCUCUCUCCCUCUCGAGGGUUUGCACGAACGCUCUGGAAAGACUGUUUUUCUUCUUUUUUUUUUGUGGUGGGAACAUUUAUACCACUGUGUACACUGUACAAAGGGUGCGGUUGUUAAUGAGCGAUGUCUCAUCGAAAACGAUUAAAUUCUGUGAGGUGACCCAUCAGGUACCGUUUGUCUGUUUGGCUUUAAUCAGUAAUAAAGUCGUGUUUCCACUCA